UUGCUACCAAAUCUGAAACCAGUAUCAUUGUUUCAAUCGGUGUUUUGCAGCAACAACUCCCAGUAGUUCAUUCAAAAUGUUCAAAGUCACCCUUUUGAUUGCCUCUUUGGCCUACGCCAGUGCUGGUUACGCUGGAUUGGAUCAUUCUUAUGCCGCCCCUGUUGCUGCACACUACUCGUCUGCUCCAUCCGUGAGCUACAGCACUUUCUCACGCAGCCACGAACCAUCUCUGGGCCAUGGAUACGCCCACGCUACUCCAGUUCUGGCUGCUCCAACCCAAGUAUACUCCGCCCCUCUCACCAAGGCUUACACUCACGGAUUCAACUAUGCUCCAGCUCUAUCCUAUGGUCACGGAUAUGCUCCAGCCGUGUCCCAUAAUAGCUAUGGAUAUUCUGGAUACGCUGCUCCACUGACCACCAAAACCGUUGCCAUUGCCCAGCCUCAGCUGUACCACCAGAACUCAUAUGCCACCCAUGCUGCUCCAGUUUUGGCCCACCAUGGCUACAACUACGGUGGAUCACAUCUCCUAGGGUACAACAACCAUCACGGUCAUUACGCUUAUUAAAAUCAGCCAAAGUGAACUCGCAUUAGAUUUAAACACCUGUUGAACUGGAUUACACACUAUAUUGACUUGGAAUCGCCCUUGAGUUGUUUUACUUUUCAAUCAAUUUCCCUGCCAACUACAAGACAGUUGAGGCGCUGGAUGAUUUGCCAAAUAUUUGCACUCGCCGUUCAAUAUGUUUUGUGGGGUGUAUUCGUCUGCCGUGAAUUAUCGUGAUCUGCUGCUGCUGUUGUAG
This is a messenger RNA of Aedes aegypti (yellow fever mosquito), 797 nucleotides long. RefSeq names its product cuticle protein 16.5. Bases 77 to 565 code for a protein of 162 amino acids. The transcript has 2 exons. The record is from RefSeq and is a predicted model, not a curated record. NCBI's taxonomy places the organism in Eukaryota, Metazoa, Arthropoda, Insecta, Diptera, Culicidae.